CAUGUGGUGUACAAAUUGCAGAAGAUGUUCAAUUGCCAUAACAAAUUUGACCGGCGAAAUUAAAAUGAUUUUGUGCAACCCAUAUCUCCCGGCCAAUGAGUUGGUCUUUCACGGAACCAGUUCGGCUGCUCUUCCGCGGAUGGCUAGAAGAAGGCAUACCAUUGUUACAGUAUCGGCGAGUACUACAAAAACCAUGGCAGCUUCAAAGACGAAGAUAUCUGCCAACGAAGCUCGAAUUUCUCUCGUUCUCGCAUUAGCUUCUCAGGCUUCAUCUCUUUCCCAGCGAUUUGUGUUGGAACUGGCCACAGAAUCGGCAAAAUAUCUAUUUCCAAAGAGAUUCGGAGCUCAGAACUUAGAAGAAGCUUUGAUGUCAGUUCCUGAUCUUGAAACUGUCAAGUUUACUGUGCUGACCCGCGCUGAACAAUACGAAAUAAGAGAAAUGGAGUCAUAUUUCAUAGCAGAGACGGCAAUGCCAGGGAAGAACGGGUUUGAUUUCGAUGGCUCAUCGCGUUCUUUUAAUGCCUUGGCUGGGUAUAUUUUCGGCGAGAAUACAACCAACAACAAAAUGGAGAUGACUACGCCUGUAAUUACCCGAAAACCUCAAUCUGAUGGUGAAAAGAUGGCGAUGACAACACCAGUAAUAACAAAGUUGUCGGAAAACAAAGAUAAAUGGCAAAUGUCAUUUAUCCUGCCCUCCAAGUAUGGCGCGGAUUUGCCAAUACCGAAAGACCCUUCUGUUAGAAUCACAAAGGUGCCAAACAAAAUUGUUGCAGUAUCUGCCUUUUCAGGUUUUGUUACCGACGAAGACGUUAUUAAGCGUGAAUCAAAAUUACGUAAUGCUUUAAGGAGCAACACUGAAUUUCAAGUAAAAGAUGACGCAGUCGUGGAAGUUGCACAGUACAACCCGCCUUUCACUCUUCCUUUUGCACGACGGAACGAGAUUGCGCUGGAACUUGAAAGGAAGCAGGAAUAACUAGUCAACCAGCCCUGCAAAUUGAGAUUACAAUGCACACUGAAGCGAAAGUGAGAAAACUUCCUAUGCUAUUGAGAACCCUUGGGUCCAGUAAGGUAAUGGUGUAUAUAACUAUACGACUCCUCUUAUAAGAUAGAUUUGUACAGAACUGCAGAAAAUAUAUGUUUUCUUUUGCUAAUAAGUCUGUGUUUCUCAUGUACAAGUAUGCAAAAUAAAAUAACUGAUCAACACGAAUUUGAAAAGACAACGAUACAUUUCAUAUA
This is a messenger RNA of Papaver somniferum (opium poppy), 1236 nucleotides long. Its product is annotated as heme-binding-like protein At3g10130, chloroplastic. Bases 2 to 973 code for a protein of 323 amino acids. The record is from RefSeq and is a predicted model, not a curated record. The transcript has 8 exons. NCBI's taxonomy places the organism in Eukaryota, Viridiplantae, Streptophyta, Magnoliopsida, Ranunculales, Papaveraceae.